AUGGCUUCUCCUACAUCCUUUACAGGGAUCUCCGAACCCUUCGCUAUUUUGACACCCAGACUCGUCGUCGUUCCCACGCCAAUCGCAGUCCACAUAGCCUCUUAUCGAGCGCUCUACGCCAAAUUACAUGCCGAUGUCGAAUUCUGCCGGAUGGGUUUCGGUGAGAGCUUCCCCGCCAGGAACUGGAAUGACGAUGAAACGCGUGAGAUGAUUGAGACGCGUGACAUUGUGCGCUCGUGGCAGAGGCAUGGCCUGGGGGAUUUUGCUGUAGGGCUUCGUCCACAGCUGGCGCCUGGAGGCCCCGAUGCAAAUUCUCAGCAGCACUCUUCUCUUACUGCGUCAAUUCUCCCGGGAGAUGAGUUCGACCGUUUUGCAGGUCCAGGUUUAACACUCCUGGAUGAGAUACAAUGGGUGGGAUACUCGGGAGUCCGUGAUGCAACGACAACAUCGCUUCCACCACAGGAAGCAGGGGAUGCGCCCUAUCCGCACUGGCUAGAAAUGGUUGAAAUUCGGUACGGAGUCUCGCCCACAUUUUGGGGGAAAGGCAUUGCCCAAGAAGCAUCGGAUGCGAUUAUGCAUUGGGCGAUUCGUGAAAAGGGAGUGAAGAGGUUUAUUGCUGAGACAGAACGAGACAACCAACGGAGUGGCCGGCUACUGCAAAAGCUUGGGUUUGUCCACAGCGCCACGAACUAUUGGAAGGAGCGCCACGAAGUGGAGUGGGAGCUGCUUGUCGGAAAAGAAUGA
Molecule: messenger RNA, 744 nt
Organism: Penicillium daleae
Lineage: Eukaryota; Fungi; Ascomycota; Eurotiomycetes; Eurotiales; Aspergillaceae
Product: GNAT family N-acetyltransferase
Exons: 1
Coding region: 1-744 (247 amino acids)
Molecular function (GO): acyltransferase activity, transferring groups other than amino-acyl groups
Source: RefSeq, a predicted model, not a curated record